Messenger RNA from Suillus plorans, 273 nucleotides. RefSeq lists its product as uncharacterized. The coding region runs from base 1 to 273 and encodes 90 amino acids. The transcript is spliced from 3 exons. The record is from RefSeq and is a predicted model, not a curated record. Lineage: Eukaryota; Fungi; Basidiomycota; Agaricomycetes; Boletales; Suillaceae.
AUGACGACUUUCACGCGGCUGGUGCCGAUACGGAUACUGACACUGAUCCUGGCACUGGCCACACUGGCCACUCUGACUGAAGACGAACCUGACGACGAACCUGACGAUGAACCUCAAGACUCAAACAUCCGAGCCACUCUGUCAAAGAGUGAGCGCACUGCUGAUGUUCGCACUGUCUUCACUCGCAAUGACAAGGAAUGGGGAGCAUAUAGGAAUGGGCACCUUUCUGCAGCAGUAGAGGCUGAGGGCCAUGCAGCUUCAUUGGACAAGUAG